UAAAUUUAGGGCCACUGAAAAAAAAAAAGUUCCUUGUUGAGAAGGGGUAAAAUUUACAGCCAUAUUCCCUUCGGAAACAUCCAAAACCAAACAUACCCCGUGACGAUGAAUUUCACUCUUCUCUUCUCUUCUCUUCUCUUCUCGCGAAUCCCCUUUUAUUCGCUUUUCGUUCCAAAACUUUUCAAAGUCAGAAAUUCCUAAUCACCACCAAUUGCUAACUUCCCCGAUGAUUUCCAAACUCCCUCAUCACUUCAAACUAUAAAUAUUAUGCCUACAGCUUCACCACCUCCCUGGCACCAAAACCUUCCAAAAAAACCUCCUUGCAAAUCCCUUUUUUUUUUCCUUGUAUCAAUCUCAAUGUCCACUCUUCUUCUCCUCUCCCUUCUUUUCCUCAUCCUUUUCUUCAACCUCUCUUCUUCUCAAUCUCCUCAAAGUUCCCCUGUUUCCGCCUCAAACUCCUCUCAAAUCCGCCUUGCAUGCCAAUCCACUCGCUUCCCACAACCCUGUGAAAGCUCUCUCACACAAUCCUCCCCUCUCCCUCCUAACCCAACCUCCCUCCAAAUCAUCCAAUCAGCCAUUUCCGUCUCUUCCCAGAAUCUCAAAACCGGACAAUCCAUGGUCAAAUCCAUUCUCGACUCCUCCAAAGGCAACCUUAAUCGCACCAACGCCGCCACCAUCUGCAUCGACAUUCUUUCUUACUCAGAUUACCGCAUAAACUCAGCCAAUGACGCGUUAACACGUGGUAAGAUCAAGGAUGCACGUGCCUGGAUGAGCGCGGCCCUUUGCUACCAAUACGAUUGUUGGAGCGCACUCAAGUAUGUAAACGACACCAAAUUGGUCGACCAAACGAUGGCGUUUUUGGACUCUCUAACGCAACACAGCAGUAACGCGUUAAGCAUGAUUGUCGCUUACGAUAAUUACGGGGAUGACGUAUCCUCGUGGACCCCACCCAAAACGGAACGGGACGGGUUUUACGAGAAAGGGUCGGGUGGGACGGAUUUGGGGUUUAACGGGGGUUUUCCGUCAGACAUAAAGGUGGAUGUAACGGUGUGUAAAGAGGGCAGUGGAGGGUGUUACAAGACGGUCCAAGACGCCGUUAACGCGGCACCGGAUAAUGCAGAGACGACACGUCGUUUUGUGAUACACAUAAAGGAAGGGGUGUACGAGGAAACGGUGAGGGUUCCGUUUGAGAAGAGAAAUGUGGUGUUUCUGGGGGACGGGAUGGGUAAAACGAUUAUUACGGGUUCUUUAAAUGUGGGGAAGCCCGGAAUGUCCACUUAUGAAUCUGCUACAGUCGGAGUUCUUGGGGAUGGAUUUAUGGCCAGUGGCCUCACAAUCAAGAACACAGCAGGCCCUGAUGCCCACCAAGCAGUAGCCUUCAGAUCAGAUAGCGAUCUUUCUGUUAUUGAGAACUGUGAAUUCUUAGGCAAUCAAGAUACUAUCUAUGUUCACUCACUCCGCCAAUUCUACAAGAAGUGCCGUAUUCAGGGGAAUGUGGACUUCAUCUUUGGAAAUUCUGCUUCAGUAUUCCAAGAAUGCGAAAUUUUGGUUGCUCCCCGGCUGUUAAAUCCAGAAAAAGGUGAGAGCAAUGCCAUCACAGCUCAUGGCAGAACAGAUCCUGCUCAAUCAACUGGUCUCAUUUUCCAAAACUGCUUGCUCAAUGGAACUGAUGAAUACAUGAGAUACUACUAUAGCAAUCCUAAAGUGCACAAGAAUUAUUUGGGAAGGCCGUGGAAGGAAUAUUCAAGGACAGUUUUUAUAAAUUGUGUCAUGGAAGCUUUUAUUUCUCCAGACGGCUGGAUGCCAUGGAGUGGUGAAUUUGCAUUGAAAACACUUUUCUAUGGCGAAUCUGGGAAUUCUGGACCAGGAUCAAAUGUGUCGAAGAGAGUUCCAUGGAGUUCACAAAUUCCAUUGGAGCAUGUUUAUACUUAUUCUGUCCAGAAUUUCAUUCAAGGAGAUCAGUGGAUUCCAACAUCAUCUUGAUUUUUUUCCCAUAUUACCAAGAACCUUCUUCUUUGUUAAAUCAAAAUGAUAAGAACUCUAAGGUUGUAAAGCCAACUAAAUUUUAGGCAAUCAUCUUUUGAUCUGCUACGAAAUCUUCGUUGGAGGAGGGGCCAGUUUUAUAGGCAGUAGGGUUCGUAAUAUUGCAAUAUUACUAUUAUACCUUAGAUUACACAAAGGAAAGAUUAUACUUUGCCUUUUUUUUUAUAAAGAAAGUCUUAGUUUGAAAUAAAAAAAGAUUGUAGAGUUUGGAAUAGA
Messenger RNA from Durio zibethinus, 2259 nucleotides. Its product is annotated as putative pectinesterase/pectinesterase inhibitor 51. NCBI's taxonomy places the organism in Eukaryota, Viridiplantae, Streptophyta, Magnoliopsida, Malvales, Malvaceae. Gene Ontology annotation, biological process: cell wall modification. Gene Ontology annotation, molecular function: enzyme inhibitor activity; pectinesterase activity. The record is from RefSeq and is a predicted model, not a curated record.